UAGCAGAGUCCCCACUGUGUUCCCUAUAACCAGCAGAAGAGCACAAGGGAACUGGACCACAUAGUGGGUAUAGGUGCCACCUACCAUCUACCACAUAUACCUUACUGUCCUUUCUUUGCAGGGUAGGGACCAAAUUCUGCUGAUGUGUAGACUUCUUACUUCAAGAUAUUCUGACUACUCAUGGAUCUCUGAGGAAGUGCCUGCAUUUUACAAAAUCCACAAGGGACCAGGACCACUGCAUAACAGCCUAAUCUUUCUGCUGGGGAGUGUGUCUAGCAGUGGGAAUCGAUUCAAGAUGGCUAGUUAGGAGCACUGGUAUCUCAGCACUCAGCGUUCUCCCUUCUAUUGCACGUGGAGGUCAUCUCAUCAAUCAUGAAUUCCAAAACUAGAAACUGGGAAUUCUUUGUGCUUGACAGUUUUUAAAUGUGAGAGUUUCACGUUUCCAGGUUCUUUCCUUGCAACUUUGAAGAGGCUUGAAACAGACUCCUUAGGAAAAGAACUCACCUUGCUUCCUUCCCCAACCCUGCCUGGACAGUGGAAACUUCUGCUUAAUCUGCUGAGUCCAAACCAUCAGCUGGUCUGAGGUGUGAGAAAAUUACCUGAAAUGCCUCUGCUAGUGGAUGCCCGCUGAAAUGAAACAACCCUGUUUUACUCAGUGAAGAUGGAAAGGCUGUACAUCCAGGGGCACAGGUGGAUGAGGACCCUGAGCACCAGCUGGGGACCUGUGAGGACAUUUCUGCAGAAAGGAGCCAUGAAGGGUGCCAGCUCCUCACACUGGAGGACAGCUCAGCAUUGAUAGCAUGUGGCCAGAGCACCGACAGCCCCACCAUCCAAGGCCUGGUGAAAACAUCUUAACUUUUCCUUAUCGGCAAGCUAUGUCUCUUCCCUCAGUACACUUUUGAUUCUUAUUAUUGCACUGUCUGCUUACCAGCUCAGGAGAUGGAGUCCAGAAGCCUGCUGAAUUAGGAAAGCAAAAACAAAAUAAAUAAAAAUGGCUACAACGGCAGCAAAUACUCAAAGACAAACAAUAGGCUGUGAGGAAUACAGUCUGUACAGUAGCUUGAGUGAAGAUGAGCUUAUAAAGAUGGCCAUCCAGCAGAGUUUGGAAGAGGACCCCACGGGCCAGCCGGCUGCCCAGAGCCACCAGAAGUCGAUGGUGGCAGGUCCCAGCGAGAUGGCAUCCCCCAGUCGUGCCAGCAACCACCACCCCCCCUACCACAUUUACCCCUGGCAAAGAUUGGCAGCCCAGUCACGAGGCCAUGCUCAGCCUUCCAGCUCCGGGGCAGCCUGGGGGGUCAGGCGAAGGUACGACGGCAGCCUGUUCAGCACAUCCCAGCCCGUAGAACUUGACCCUGUAGUGGCAGCAAUCAAGAAUGGAGAUGAAAAAGCAGUAUGCAACAUGAUGAAAUCAGGAAAAGACCUUUCUGAACCUAAUAAGGAUGGCUGGAUACCCCUCCAUGAAGCUGCAUACUAUGGCCAAGUGGGUUGCCUGAGCCUCUUGCAAAAAGCAUACCCUGGCACAAUUGACCAGCGCACCCUCAAUGAGGAGACAGCUCUCUACCUGGCCACCAGCAGGGGCAACCUGGACUGCCUGCUCACCCUGCUGCAGGCUGGGGCUGAACCCGACAUCUCCAACAAGGCCAGAGAAACACCACUCUACAAAGCCUGUGAGCGCAAAAAUGCAGAGGCUGCAAGACUCCUGGUACAGUACAAUGCUGAUACCAACCAUCGGUGCAAUCGAGGAUGGACUGCUCUUCAUGAAGCUGUGUCCCGAAAUGAUCUGGAGAUUAUUGAUAUCCUUGUGAAAGGGGGAGCUAAGAUUGAGUCUGCAAAUGCCUAUGGGAUCACUUCUUUAUUUGUGGCAGCUGAGAGUGGGCAGUUGGAAGCUCUAAGAUACCUUGCAAAAUGUGGUGCUGAUAUAAAUACUCAAGCCAGUGACAAUGCUUCUGCUCUUUAUGAAGCCUGUAAAAAUGGACAUGUACCUAUCGUGGAGUUUCUUUUGUCCCAAGGAGCAGAUGCUAACAAAGCCAAUAAGGAUGGCCUGUUACCGCUUCACAUAGCAGCCAAAAAAGGGAUUUGCGAGAUUGUCUCCAUGCUGAUCCCUGUGACCAGCCGCACCCGUGUCAAGCGCAGCGGCAUCAGCCCCCUGCACUUAGCAGCUGAACGCAACAAUGAUGACAUCUUGGAAGAGCUGAUUGAUGCUGGCUACGAUGUCAACACUGCCCUCUCCAAUGAACGGUCCUGCCUUUAUGAGGACAGACGCACCACCCCUCUCUAUUUUGCUGUUUUUAACAACAACAUCUACGCCACAGAACUCCUGCUGCAAGCAGGAGCCAACCCCAAUGUUGACCUCAUCAACCCAUUACUCAUCUCCAUUCGCCACGGCUGCCUGAAGACCAUGAAACUGCUCCUUGACCAUGGAGCAAACAUUGAUGCCUAUAUAUCAAGCCAUCCCACCACAUUUCCAGCUACCAUCAUGUUUUCGAUGAAAUACCUUUCUGUGCUGAAGUAUCUCCUUGAUAUGGGCUGUGACGCUGGUUCCUGUUUUGAGUGUCAGUAUGGAAAUGGCCCACAUCCUGCAUUGAAUUACAGACGGGACAGACUUAAUGAUCCUCAGCUAUCCAAGGAACCAACUGUUGUACAGUUUUGUGAAAUGGUGUCUACUCCAGAGAUGAGCCGCUGGGCUGGGCCAAUCAUCGAUGUUCUCCUGGAUUACGUGGGUAAUGUGCAGCUCUGUUCCCGGCUCAAGGAGCAUAUUGACAGCUAUGAGGACUGGGCUGUCAUUAAAGAAAAAGCAGAACCCCCGCGACCUCUUUCCCACCUUUGCCGCGUCAAGGUACGAAGCUUGGUUGGAAGAAACCGCAUUAAACUUCUGGACACCUUGCCUCUCCCAGGCAGGUUGAUUCGGUACCUACAGCAUGAUUACAGACAGUGACCCCAGGCACACAGGACGUGCAGUGGCUUCCUGGCAUGGCACCCAGCAUCACCAGCAUGGCAAGAGCACACAUCUUGCGUGAUGGGGAGGAAUUGCUGCUGGCUUGGUCAAGCGCCCUCCAAUGACUAAUCUAAGAGACAUAUGCUUCUGAAGCAUGGCUGAGAAGAAAAUGGAGGAGAACAUUAAACAUAGGCUGUUGUUAGGGUUUCCAAGAGAAAACAUAUAUGAUUCACCUCAGAGCUUGAUCUGGAGAGAACACUGGAUGAAAGCCAGCACUGAAAAAGUGAGCAGUGCUGAAGCAAGAAUCAGUGAAGAAUUCAAAGGUAUCCUGGGAUUGUGGUGGAGCUUAGCAUCCUUGCUGUGAUCACAAUUCAGAAAUCGUGAAGAGUCAACAUGUUUUGGAAAAAACCAAAUUUUCUUCACUGACUGAGAUUUUUAUUUUAGUUUUUAUUCCACUGUUUGGAUUUCUGCUAAGUGUGCUGGUUGCUCAUUCGCUAAUACUUUGACACCAUCUAGCUAACACUUUUACUUUCAUUUUCUGGACCUUUCUUAUUGAGUAGAGUACUUGAUUUCUGAACUUUCAAAUCUCCAAACUUUUUAAUAGACUAAAAUCCAGAAAUACUGAGGAAAGGUUUAUUUAAGAAGGAUGUGAGAAUUGUAUUUGCCCAUAAUUAACACCGUUAAUUUUGUAUUAUAUUUGCAAUGGGAAGUGGGUGACAUUCUGCUUGAGAGAAUUUCCUAGACUGGAGAUUUGAAAGCAAUUCUGAGGGGGGUUUUGGUUUAGAUUUUUGUUUGUUUGGGGUUUUUUUCUGGGGGGGAGUUGUGUAAAUUUGAUGUAACUGCACUGUAAACAGUAGUUUUACUCUAUCAUGGAGCUGGUGUCAGAACAGAACAAAGCCCUGGAGGAGCAGGAAAAGGUACUUAGGGACAGGCAACACGACUAACCAAGUUUUAUCUGUUCCUUCCCUAGAGGAUCUUGUCCCUACAAAACCCAGCCUCUCUUGUCCAUUUGGACCUCUGUGGCUGUAACAGUUCCAUCACUGGAAGAAAAAAAAAACACUUAAAAAUUAUGAAAGUCAGACUUUGAGAUUUUUGAAAAUAAAUACCCAGAAUUAGGCUUCCGAAUCCUUAUUUGAGUGCCUAAACAAUGCCAAGCUGCUUACUCCAGGUGUAGUUCCACUUACGUCAAUGGGACCACAUUUGGUGUCAGAUAUUCCUGAGACAGAAAAAAGUUGAGGGAUUUAGCCCUGAAUUUCCUGACUUUGGGAGUUUGAGGUAUCUUUGACAUUGAUGAAAGUUAUGAUUUCAGUUUCUUUGAAAAUUAGGUCACCUUUUAACAGCUCAGAUCCACAGCUGAUUUAUGGAAGCUCAACAAGUUACCAUCUAUCAGCUGAACCAUUAUAAUUGUCCGUGAAAUUCUUUCAUUGCAGUUUUUAACAAGUCACAUUCCCUCACAGCUGGGGAGGCCAAGGAGCCCAUGCAUGGUUAUUGGCAGUGACUACAGCUCAGUUGACAGGGGUGACUUGCUGAACCACUGAUUUGACAAGCACCUCAUUCCUGACUAGGCACCAAAGUAAGGAUGGAAGAACCUAAAUUUGGAACCACAUCUUUGCAGGUCUUACGCUAGAAACACACUGAUUCUUAUGUUAGGUGACAAAGGAGCUGUGCACCAUGGUUUGUUUGAUUCCACACCAGAGACCUGACUGAUCUGGUUUUGUUUGUUGGCCUGCAUACCAUCCAUGGAAUCAGAUAGUAGUGUAAGUAGAGAAAAUGCAUUGCACCAAGUUUUAUUUGUGUGGAGUUUUAAACCUUAACACAGAACUAAAGUGUGUUGCACACAUACAAGUCUGUCUGGGCGCACAAGUUCAGAUUCUGUAAUGGUUUUGUGUGAAAUGUGUUCAGGACUUGUGGGACAGGAUGUGAGCAGAAGAAGAAAUGGUUACAGCUGCGGGCACUCUGUCCAUAGCUGACCCCUCCCAAAUGCGAAAGAAGUUGAAAAAACAACAGAGUUUCAGUUCACACUGAACAGUCAUCUUCUUGCAAAGCUGUGGGAAGUAAGGUGAGAUUCCUCCACUGCUGAAAUUUUGCCCACUGACUUCCGUUACUACCAGUGUAGGAUCUACCUCAUUGUCUCCUGAAGUGUGAACAAGAAAUUGCUUCAGAAAUUGGAAAUGAAAAAAUACUGGAUGGAGGGAAAGGGAUGGGGAACAGGAAAUCUUGAGACCAGUUUUGCCAGUGAUAGCAUUGAUAAGCAAUAGUUUGAGAGUUAGAAAAUCACCUGUGAAGUUUGUACAUCUCUCACUUUGUGGGGCUGAGCAGCAAAGGUCUGGGUCUUAAAUUGGUAUAAAUCAAGAGAAAUUUCCUUGAAAUAAGUGUAACAAAGUUGAAGAGGGCUGGAACUAGAUGGUCUUUAAGGUCCCUUCCAACCCAAACCAUGGUAUGAUUCUAUGAUACAAACACGGCUUAGUGGAGACCAUUUGCUUCAGUGCUUGUUUGGUGUGCAAUGACAGCCCCUGAGACCACUGUAAAACCACAAGGGUGGCAUUUCGUAAGCUAGCCCAAACUGGGAAUUUCCCCUGAGCCAACAUUUUUAGGUAUGCAGUAGUAUCUCAAGUUGCAAUUUUUUAUGUCCUUGAGAGAAGUUGAAACUGGGUUUGAGUAGAGCAAAUAUGGAAAGAUCAUAGCUUCUUUCCACGAAGAGACCUUCAUCUCUAUGAGGUGACCCAUGUCCUGCUUGCUCUCAACCUUCUGUGCUGAGUAGGAGAGUCACUGAGCUGGAGACCACUGGUAUGAUGGAAUGCACUACAGCUGUGGGAAGGAUAAGGGCACACUGUGCACGGAAACUGAGGAGGGAAGAGUCUAUUAGAGGAGGAAUAUGGUAAUUAAAAUGUUAUUAAGUCCUUUCUGCUUGAUCCUGACAGCAAAUCUUCACACACUCAGUUUACAUUUAUUUGCACUGAAAUGGAGUCUGCUACCUCCCCGCUCCAGUCAUUGGCAAAUUAUUUUGUGCUCAAUACUGAAUCUGCAUAAAUUCAAUGUACAUUUUAAUGCAUCUAUCUAGAAGUUACUGUGAAAGGAUAAGUACCCCAAAACCCAAACAAACCAAGAUUUGUAAGCAGAUCAGUAGUUCUAGGGCAAGGUAAAGUGGCUUGGUUUUACUGAUUGUGAUAGAUGAUGACUUUGAAUGAAAUAUUCUAGGAAUAUUUCAUGACCAGGUUACUGUACUUCUUUUUUUAUGGCAACAUGUGCAAUUCACUUGAUCUUCUUGUGCACUUUUUUGAUUUUUUUUUAGUUGUAUUUUGUAUGAAAGCUUUUUCAUUUACCUCUCCCUUCCCACUAUUUAUAAAAGCUAUUGUGGUUUUAACAGUCUAAAUUUGCAUUGUUGUAGUAAAUCACAGCUCUCAAAUGUUAUGUUUCCAUCUUUCAAAAAAAGUCUGAAUAAACAAGUAGAUUCUGAAGGGCUAUCAGCUGUCCUGAAUAACAACAUUGAACAACCAAACAUUGAACAAAUAGCCAGGAUCAAUAUGAGUCAAUCCAAGUUUGAACAAUUUAUAAUCUUUAUGUUAAUUUCUAGGGUGAGAGAACAGUAAAUAUUGCUAGAGAGGAGACAGAGUUGCAAUUCUUCGCAAAUCUUUUGGAAAGUCUCACGCAACCCCAUUCAGUGAUUUUGAAUGUGCUUAACAAUUGUCUUCUUUUCAUUUGCGUUUUAUUUCAUUGCUGCUGCAGUUUAGAGCCCCAGCAAGGGCCACCUCUUGCCCUGGGCUGGGAAGGACAGUUCCAUGUCACAAAGGAUUUUAAGGAUUUUAAAAAAUAACAUCAGUUUAAAUCUGAGGGUAAAUGCAUAAAUAUCUGUGUGUUGCAAGUAAUUUGAAAUCCUCUGGUUUAAUCCUUCAUCAUAAUUUAAAAACAUACUAUUCUACUACAUGGAAACUGUACAGCAACAUCCAUUUAAAUAAGAAAUGGUUUAAAAGAAGAAAAAGAAAACAAAGAAUUUAAUACCCCAAACGUAGAAACCUGAUUUUAACUCUCCUGUUUCUCUGGAUUUCUUCAUAAAUAAAAUUUCUACAGACGCUA
Molecule: messenger RNA, 7009 nt
Organism: Apus apus (common swift)
Lineage: Eukaryota; Metazoa; Chordata; Aves; Apodiformes; Apodidae
Gene: ASB2
Product: ankyrin repeat and SOCS box containing 2
Exons: 12
Coding region: 992-2935 (647 amino acids)
Biological process (GO): intracellular signal transduction
Molecular function (GO): protein binding
Source: RefSeq, a predicted model, not a curated record